Molecule: messenger RNA, 624 nt
Organism: Phaeodactylum tricornutum CCAP 1055/1
Lineage: Eukaryota; Bacillariophyta; Bacillariophyceae; Surirellales; Neidiaceae
Exons: 1
Coding region: 1-624 (207 amino acids)
Source: RefSeq, a predicted model, not a curated record
AUGUCUCGCGUUUUGCCUGUCGGGUUGGUCCAGGCCUCUCUCAGCUCUUUGGUCGAUUUGUCCACCAGCAAGGGCGCUAACAAAGAAUUGGCUCACGUGAAGGCGUAUAUCUACGCCCAAGCGAUUCUACCACUCAUUGCGGACAGCAAUCGUGAUGCGGCACGGACGAUCAGUGACAACGUGGAUUUUGCGGGCGAGCCUUUCAAAAUUGGUCUCAGGGAUGUUGCCGUGGCCUAUUCCAUUGGGCUGUCCGGAACUGGUCUAGACUGCUCCCAAAUCGGCUCGUCGGACGCCAUUGACGGAUGCACCGGUUCGGUUUCGUCGGAAUCGAAGCUGGGAAUCAUUUUGGGUGUUUUGCUCGGCUCCAUUGCAGCGAUUGGUGUUGCGAUAUUGGUCAGAGUAAGAAGGCGAAGGGGUGUUCAAGACAAGCCCUCCUUUGUAGCCCCCAAGGGAAUCUUGAACCACUCGUCUGAACAACUGGUAGGACGUUGUCGAGAGUCCGCUCCGGAACGAGUCGGCUCGGAGACUCAAGAACUCUCGGAGGACUAUAACGACGCGGAUUCCAUUGACAGGGAAGAAUACCUUGAUCAAGCCCCCGAAAAUUGCAACCAUGAUGUUGUUUAG